AAUGAUGAGACAUAUACGAACAAAGCAUCCCAUAGAAUACUCUGAACUAAGCAUAGAGAGACCUGAUUCACCACCACAGCCUGGACCAGCACAACUUGGUGAGCCUGGACCAUCACAGCCUGGUGAGCCUGGACCAUCACAGCCUGGUGAGCCUGGACCAUCGCAACGUGGUGAGCCUGGAUCAUCACAACCUGGUGAGGCUGGAUCAUCCACGGCCACAUUUGCGGCACCACGGAGGUUAGUCCAACGCCAACAAACUCUUGCAAAUGUCAUCACCAGAAGGCAAGCAUACCCAGCGGAAUCAGCAAAGAAAAAACACCUUGAUUCUCACCUACUUAAAAUGAUAGCUAUUGAUAUGCAACCUAUAUCAUUGGUUGAAAAUGAAGGAUUCAAGGAAUUUGUAAAGGUGCUCGAUCCGCGCUAUAUUCUUCCUAGUAGGAGGGAGCUCAUGAGGACACAUUUUCCUUCUCUCUACGAAAAUCAAGUACAGCAAGUGCGAAGUGAAUUGGAGGGGGCCAGUUUUGUCACUCUCACUUCUGAUCUUUGGACCUCAAGGCAGACUAAAUCAUUUCUAAGUGUGACUUGCCAUUUCAUAUCACCAGAAUGGGAGCUGAAGUCAAGGUUACUGGCAACAAAGAGACUAAUGGUAGACCACACAUCACAAAACAUUGCAGAUGCACUGAUAGAGAUAUGUGAGGAAUGGAACGUGAUGGAAAAAGUCUAUUGCAUAGUAACAGAUAAUGCUGCCAAUAUGAUAAAAGCAGUGAAAGACAUCAUAAAAACAGGACACAUUGGAUGCUUUGCUCACACACUGAAUCUUGUUGUUCAAAACGCAAUAAAGAACACAGGGGAAGUGAAGGAGGUGCAGGACAAAAUCAAAGCCAUUGUCUCAUUCUUUCACCAUAGUGUGAAAGCUUCUGAUAAGUUAGGUGCAUUGCAAGUACAACAGGGAACAGAGAAAAAGAAACUAAUAAUAGAUGUGGAAACGAGGUGGAACUCCACAUUCUAUAUGUUGGAAAGAUUUCAGGAGCAACAUCAAGCUGUUACCACAGCCCUGUGUGUGCUUGGGAGAGGUAGCAUGUGCUUAUCAAGUGAGGAGUUGAAAACUGUAAAAAAAUCCAUCUCUGUGCUACAUCCUUUUGAAUUAGUAACUAAAGAACUUUCAUCAGAAAAAAUAACCUGCUUAUCAAAAGUUAUACCAAUGAUCAAAGCCCUGCGAAGCUGUAUGUCUUCUAGGAAUGACACAGAAAGAAGUGAAUUAUACACAACAUUUGCUUUGGGAAAGGAGCUAAAAACACUAUUAGACAAAGUUUGGAUCACUGGAGAGCAAUUUCCUUCUUGGAGCAGCGACAUUGCUGGAUCCAAGAUUUAAAAAACUGCCCUUUGCUGACCAAGGAAACCUGGCAAGCAUACAAGACCGCCUCCUCAGCUAUAUGCGUAGAAGUGAAACGCAGAGGGAGUCAACAUCACAAGCUGUUCCUUCACAAGUCACACAGACAUCCACAGAGGGGAAGUUGGACUUGUGGAGAGAACAUGAUGACACGGUAAAAACACGUCUGCAGGCAGCACCACCAAGUGUUGGAGGACAUGUGGACAUGAGGCGGUACUUA
Messenger RNA from Eriocheir sinensis (Chinese mitten crab), 1610 nucleotides. RefSeq names its product zinc finger BED domain-containing protein 4-like. Lineage: Eukaryota; Metazoa; Arthropoda; Malacostraca; Decapoda; Varunidae. The transcript has a single exon. Bases 2 to 1372 code for a protein of 456 amino acids. The record is from RefSeq and is a predicted model, not a curated record.